AGUUUCUCGAGAGUGGCAGUUCUCUCUGCUUACAUUACAGUAAGCACAUGCACGACUAAAACUCACUACAACACUUGAAAUAUUUACCUUUUACGUCACAAAAAAACGAUGUCUGCCGCAAACUUUAAAAACUGCCGGAAUAUAAUGAUAACGGGAGCAAGCCGAGGACUCGGUCUGCAGAUGAUAGAAAGCCUCGCUACCAGUAGUAACUCACCGGCCAAAAUAAUAGCUGCCGCAAGGAAUCCGAGCGGCGCUCAGCAACUGCAGAAGUUGGCAGAGAAAUACUCCAAUAUCCACAUAAUCACCCUAGAUGUGAUCAGCCAGGAGAGCAUCGAGAGGGCCGCACAGGAAGUGGAUGAGCUGGUGCAGGAAGAAGGCCUCAACUGUCUGAUCAACAACGCUGGGAUCAACGUGGUGGCCAACUUUGAGACGGUCACAGCAGAGAACAUGCUGGAGAACUUCCAUGUUAACUCUGUGGCUCCGCUCAUGAUCACCAAGGCUGUGCUGCCGCUGCUGAGGAGGGCAGCCAGGCAGCGUGGGCCGGGCAUGGGCAUCCACAGAGCUGCUGUCAUCAACAUGACCUCCCUGCUGGGCUCCGUGGAGCUCAACUGGGGAGACCGGGCCAAUAACUUCAAAUGGUACCCGUACAGAACCUCCAAGAGCGCUCUGAACAUGGUGAGCAGGUGCAUGGCGGUGGACCUGGUGGAGGACGGGAUCCUCUGCAUGAUGCUGCAUCCUGGCUGGGUACGCACCGACAUGGGCGGGCCCGAGGCUCCCCUCAGUGCCGAGGACAGCAUUUCCUCUGUCCUGGCUGUGAUUGGUGGACUGACCGAAAAGGAUCAUGGGUCGUUUCUGCACUACACAGGAGAGCUUUUGCCAUGGUGAUAGAGAGACGAUUGGAAGUAUGGAUUAGUAAUUGAUCGGUGUGCACAUAUUUAAGCUUGAGGAGCUGAAAGAGAUGAGUAGGUAGACAGGGUCUUGCUCUGUUUGUGUUCAGUGAGCAUCAGCAUCUGGAGACGGGAGACAGCACAGUGGGGGUCCAGGAUUGGCUUUCACAGUUCUCCCACCCAGAGGAAAAGAAGAGCAUCUUUUUUGCUGUUACAAUAUUUAAUGUUUACGAUGUCUCCAACUUUACCAGUGUUGUUUAAACGCUGCGUUUUGUUAAGCACUUUACUGUCAGUUAGUAUUAUCAGAGCACAAUAAAUGUCAGUACAACUAACUCUCAUGUCAUUCAUAAUAGGAAGUAGAUCAGUUAUAAAAUACAUUUGGGAUAUCUAAGGUAAUCAGACUGGGAGAACUCAUUUUCAGUGCUUUUUAUACCGUUAAGCACUUACUACUGUAGCUCUGCUGUUAGGCUUCCAGUCUGUCCUAAAUAAACGUGUAUCUACAA
Messenger RNA from Hypomesus transpacificus, 1390 nucleotides. RefSeq lists its product as uncharacterized. The record is from RefSeq and is a predicted model, not a curated record. Bases 109 to 885 code for a protein of 258 amino acids. Lineage: Eukaryota; Metazoa; Chordata; Actinopteri; Osmeriformes; Osmeridae. The transcript has 6 exons.